AUGGUGAGUCUGAAGUACGCGAUCUCAGCGAUGGUUAACACACAGCAUAUGAGGGCUAUGGUGUCGGACGCCACUUACCUGAUGGGUAAUCCGGUGUUAUGCGCAAUACUGGAGAAGUUUUGUUUAAGACAUUUCAUACUUGUGUCCGGUUUUGAUGAUUACAUGAACGGUGUGUUUACGUGGAGACGACGGCUGUUAGUACUCGCGGGUCGACUCAUACUCUUUAUGGUGAGUCUGAAGUACGCGAUCUCAGCUCUGGUUAACACACAGCACAUGAGGGCUAUGGUGUCGGACGCCUCAUACCGGUUGGGUAAUCCAGUAAUAAUUGCCAUG
Molecule: messenger RNA, 333 nt
Organism: Medioppia subpectinata
Lineage: Eukaryota; Metazoa; Arthropoda; Arachnida; Sarcoptiformes; Oppiidae
Source: the annotation of a GenBank genome assembly